AUCUCUCUCCAGCUUAAUUACUUCCUGGUUCCUUUUAUCCUUUCUAUGACUGUCUUGUUAUGCAAUAUGUUGGCUCAAUUCUAGCGCCUAUCAUAUUCCUAUUCGUCACCCUCCACCUAUCCUGACACCCAUCCAACUUCCACGUCUCCCUCCCCAUAACAUCAACAAUGCCUCGAGCACCUCCAGCUGGCAUGGUGGUGCUCUCCGCCAUUGCCUUGUUCGUUUGGUAUGUUGUUUAUACUUCUGGGCACCAUAGGGAUGUCUCAGCUCUAUCCCAUGCCGACCGAUUUGGAUUUGCACAAAAGCCUGCGCCUCACCCUUUACCUGAAGUUUCCACUCCCACUCCUCCAGUCAUUCAUGGCGACAACAUCAUGGGCAAGCUAGGCAACGAAACCCUCAAGGAAGAGCUAGGUCGUGCCGCAUGGAAAGUCCUUCAUACCACUAUGGCCAGAUUCCCCGACAAGCCAACACCUGAUGAAAGCGAAGCCUUAAAUCAGUACAUGUUCCUCUUCGCCCGACUAUAUCCCUGUGGUGAAUGCGCCCAGCACUUUCAGAAACUUUUGAAGAAAUACCCUCCUCAAACGUCUUCUCGAUCGAGUGCCGCCGCUUGGGCGUGCUUUGUUCAUAACCAGGUCAAUGAGCGCAAGGGCAAGCCUAUCUUCGAUUGCGCAAACAUUGGUGACUUUUAUGAUUGUGGCUGCGCUGAUGACGAGAAAGAAGCAAUUGCUGCCGCGGGAGCAAAGAGUGACAAAAUUGCCAAAGGAGAAUUAUCCAAGCACAAUACUGUGGAGAUUGAGACAGAGGGCCCAACAAGAGGAGGCUGAAGUCUCUGACAGAGUGUGAAACAUCACCAGGAUAUAUUCAUGCUAAAUCCAACUACCCGAUGAUGUGCCCAGGCUUCAACCCACCACCCACCCCUUCCUACACUAUGGACUCACAAUAGUCGUCUUUGAUGAAUCCGUUGAUUCGAUCUGGCCGACUCUCCAGCCGACAAGUUUCGAAAGCUCCUCUCUGCGCUUCUCUCUUGCAGCACGGACUGGCUCGUCUCUUGGCCAACCGCCGCACGAUACGCAUGCACAUAUUGGAUUGCUCCUGGUCUUGACUCAUUUGUGAACUGGGUGGCUCUUCAUUUUCUGGUGUCAAUUCCUCUUCCUUCUCAGCCACCUUAUUCCGAUCCUCCUCGAAGGGAUUCAGGCUCCUGAAUCCAACAUCAAUAAAGCAUCUGGUUGGCACAUGCCAUUCGGUCUCGAGUGCCUGCUCGUCUUCGACCAGUCCAUUACCGGGAACCCUUUGAUAUGUUCCGCUCUUGGCACAUUUCUUGCAAGGAUUUUGCAGCAGAUAGUUGUAAUCCUUUAUGGUGCAACCUCGAGUACCUGCAGACUCGCAGAUGGCAUUUCGAAAUCUGUGAGAGGCGGGAUGGCGGCAGAUGAACAGAUAUCGUCUGGUGAUGCACAUAUCUAGCUAGUAUUUGAACCUUGAGCAAAUCGAUGCCGAAGUUUGGUUUGGAGAGGGUUAAUUGAGCAAGCUACAGUUCGUGGUCAAGUUCUUAUCAGAUUUUCUUGAUGAAUGGUUUUUGAAUGCUCUGCGUGUGAACAGCAAAACCUUUGCGGUUGGCGGACUAAUCUAUCAACCCGUCUGAGGGCCUCGAGCCCAGAAAUACAAAUUGAUGGCCUGGAGAUGAAAGAGAGUCACAAGUGGACCCGAACUGACAGAAUCGACCACGUUUUGCUUCUAGCCAUGACUUUUGGUUUGUUCUUCUUUGUUACCUUGUCUCGAUUCUCGUUCUAGAAGGUCUAGAUGCUCCAGUCAUCGGCCACCGGCCACCAGCCACGUGGUGGAAUGUCACAAAGAAGACAUUCGCAAUUUAAUUCUUCAUUCGACUAGCAAGACGUCUCGCUUUGUACUUAUCUAGUGGUCUACUUAUAUACCGUGAAUGGUCUUGGAAGUCAGAUGAGACAGGACGUGACACACCUAGUUUCUAGGUAUCUCAGACCUGAUCAAAGAACGUGUCUAAUUUGGAGAAUCAGAUGCGAGAAUAUCUCUUUCAUUUGUGCAUGUACAUUCUAAGCAAUUACUAUCAAC
This is a messenger RNA of Exophiala mesophila, 2082 nucleotides long. RefSeq lists its product as uncharacterized. The transcript has a single exon. Bases 168 to 824 code for a protein of 218 amino acids. Gene Ontology annotation, molecular function: flavin-dependent sulfhydryl oxidase activity; flavin adenine dinucleotide binding. Gene Ontology annotation, cellular component: mitochondrion. NCBI's taxonomy places the organism in Eukaryota, Fungi, Ascomycota, Eurotiomycetes, Chaetothyriales, Herpotrichiellaceae. The record is from RefSeq and is a predicted model, not a curated record.